AUGCAUAAUGAUGCUGAAAUAGCUGACAGUGGGAAACCUGAAAUAAUUGAAUAUAUAAUCGUACCAAAGGUGGUGUUGAUCGAAUGGACACAAAUGUUUGCGGAAUAUCCAACACAAAGACAAACAAAACUAUGGCCACUAGCGAUGUUCUUCAACAUGUUGGACAUUACAGCUCUUGCAGCCUACAUUGUCUACGAUUUGAAUAACCCUAUGUUGCCUUGGAGAACAAACAACAAGCGUAAGCAGAUCCUGCGCAGCUUGGCUGAAGCAUUGUGUAUGCCCAUUAUUGAAGCCAGAGCCAUAAAUCGUCAAGUGACGCGAAAUUUUUCGACUAAAAUUGCUAUUGAAGCAUAUUUCAACCGACCGGUGGAAUCAAAGGUGUCAACAGCAGCAUCAACAUCUGCCGCAGCGCGCACGCCAAAACCUGUGUCCGGAUCUUGCUAUUUAUGUUACGCACAAGAGGAAAAACGCCGUAGAAAAACCAGAAAGCUGUGCGACAAAUGUAAGAAGCCAAUGUGUCUUGAACAUUCGGUCACAUCAACAAAUUGCUCUAUUUGCCAUGAUUUUCCUUAG
This is a messenger RNA of Rhagoletis zephyria (snowberry fruit fly), 573 nucleotides long. RefSeq lists its product as uncharacterized. The record is from RefSeq and is a predicted model, not a curated record. Lineage: Eukaryota; Metazoa; Arthropoda; Insecta; Diptera; Tephritidae.